AUGGCUUUCAAGCUCUCUACCAAGCACCUUGCCGAUAUCGGCGCCCAGACUGAAAAGUCCAUCCGCAUCCCGAGCUACGAUCGCAAUGACGUGAAGGAGGGCAUUGUCCACGUCGGCGUCGGCGGCUUCCACCGCGCCCACUUGGCCGUCUACGUCGACAAGCUGAUGCAGAACCACGGCGUGCGCGACUAUGCCAUCUGCGGCGUUGGUCUGCAACCCGCCGACGCCUCCAUGCGCGAUGUCCUCGCCUCGCAGGAUCACAUGUACACCGUCAUCGAGCGUUCCGCAGCCGGCAGCACCGCCCACGUCGUCGGCAGCAUCCGCAACUUCCUCUUCGCCCCCGACGACCGAGAGGCCGUCAUCGCCAAGAUGGCACACCCUGACACCCACAUCGUCUCGCUCACCAUCACCGAGAGCGGCUACUACUACAACGAGAACACCCACGAGCUGCAGUCCGAGCACCCGGACAUCCAGCACGACCUCGACCCGGCCAACGCGGCCAAGCCCAAGACUACUUUUGGCUUCCUGUACGCCGCCAUGGUCAGGAGGCGGGACCAGGGUCUCAAGCCCUUCACGGUGCUGUCGUGCGACAACAUGCUCAAGAACGGCUCCAUCACGAGGAACAUGCUGCAGAGCUUCGCCAAGCUCAAGGACCCCUCGAUGGCGGACUGGAUCGCACAGCACGGUGGCUUCCCCAACGCCAUGGUUGACCGCAUCACCCCAAGGACGUCAGACCCCGACAUCAAGGGGCUGGCUGAAGAGUUCAAGAUUGACGACGCCUGGCCCGUCGUCACCGAGCCUUUUAUGCAAUGGGUCGUCGAGGACAAGUUCGCCGACGGUCGGCCGCCGUUCGACCUGGUCGGCGUUCAGGUUGUCAAGGACGUCAAGGAUGUCGAGCAGUUCGAGAAGCACAAGCUCCGCCUGCUCAACGCCAGCCACUCGGCCAUGGGCUACCCCGGUCAGCUGGCAGGCUUCAAGUACGUGCACGAAGUCAUGGAGCACCCUCUGUACCGCAAGUUCAUCUGGCAGAUGAUGCAAGAGGAGGUCAAGCCCCUGUUGCCCGAGAUCCCUGGUGUCGACAUUGACGCCUACUGCAACACCCUGAUGGAGCGCUUCUCCAACCCGACCAUCAUGGACCAGCUGCCGCGCAUCGCGCUCAACUCGUCGGGCAAGAUGCCGCAGUUCGUCAUGCCGUCCAUCGCCGAGGCCAUCUGGGUGACGGGCCCCUUCCGCCGGCUCGUCUUUGUCGCCGCAUGUUGGUUCCGCUACGUUCUCGGUGUGGACGACAAGGGCAACAAGUUCGAGGUCGACGACCCCAUGCGCGAGGAGCUGCAGUCCAAGGCUCAGGCCGGAGGCACCACGCCUCACGAGAUCCUCAGCAUCAAGUCGCUGUUUGGCGACGACCUGCGCGGGGACGAGCGCUUCCUGAAGGAGGUCACACAGGCAAUGGAGGACAUUGCGCGAGACGGUGUCAUGGCUACCAUGCCCAAGUUUGUCAACGAUGCUUAA
Molecule: messenger RNA, 1509 nt
Organism: Pyricularia grisea
Lineage: Eukaryota; Fungi; Ascomycota; Sordariomycetes; Magnaporthales; Pyriculariaceae
Exons: 1
Coding region: 1-1509 (502 amino acids)
Molecular function (GO): mannitol dehydrogenase activity
Source: RefSeq, a predicted model, not a curated record